Neurospora hispaniola is the source of this 981-nucleotide messenger RNA. RefSeq names its product glycosyl hydrolase. The record is from RefSeq and is a predicted model, not a curated record. NCBI's taxonomy places the organism in Eukaryota, Fungi, Ascomycota, Sordariomycetes, Sordariales, Sordariaceae. The transcript is spliced from 4 exons. Bases 1 to 981 code for a protein of 326 amino acids.
AUGAAAGCCUCCGCCUAUUUCUCCUGGGCCUUCCUGCUGUCGCCCAUCUGGGCCGCCCCAGCCGCGAACCCAUGUGACAUCAGGUCAACAGACACCAGCUUCACCGACUAUGCCUAUGUUUACUUCACCGGCGAAGGCACCUCCAACGGCGAGCAGAUCUAUAUGGCUGUCAGCAACAACAAUGAUCCCACUCAAUGGACAACGCUCAAGAAUGGUCAACCCUUCCUGACCACCAACGUCGGUACCAAGGGCAUUCGCGACCCUUCAUUGAUCGCUGCUCCGGACAGAAGCAAGUUUUGGAUCAUUGCCACUGACCUCAAAGUCAACGGUCUGCCAGGCGGCUGGUCCAACACCGACAUGCAAACCAAGGGCUCCAAGUCCAUUGUCGUCUGGGAGUCCACCAACCUGAAGAACUGGUCUGGCCCCCGCCUCGCCAAGGUAUCCCCCGACAAUGCCGGCAUGACCUGGGCGCCCGAUGCCAUCUGGGACCCUGCUCGCAACGCUUACAUGGUGUACUGGACUUCGAGCGUUCUCUCUAACGGCAACGGCAUCUCGGCCGGAUGGAAGAUCCUCCGUUGCUAUACCAAGGAUUUUGUGACCUUCACCAAGGCGGAAGAGUAUCUCGUAGGAUACGGCAUGGAUGUCACCAUCACUGCCGGCGAUAACGGAGCUUACUAUAUGAUCACCAAGAACGGACCCAACGGAUUGAUCCAGGAGAACGUGUCGUACAACGGACUGUCGGGACAAUGGAAGAAGGUCUCGGAGAACAUUGGACAGGGCGCUUUGCCAUCUGGUGAGGGACCGUUGAUCUUCAGGGACAACAAGACCCCCAGCAAGUGGCAUCUCUGGAUCGACAACAACACCAAGGGAUCCGGAUAUAUGCCGUUCGAGACUACCAACAUUGCCACCGGUCACUAUACCAAGACGCAGAACUACAAGCUCCCGGCCAACCCACGCCACGGAUACGUGAUUCCCAUGUAA